Molecule: messenger RNA, 6435 nt
Organism: Apodemus sylvaticus (European woodmouse)
Lineage: Eukaryota; Metazoa; Chordata; Mammalia; Rodentia; Muridae
Gene: Malrd1
Product: MAM and LDL receptor class A domain containing 1
Exons: 39
Coding region: 1-6369 (2122 amino acids)
Cellular component (GO): membrane
Molecular function (GO): protein binding
Source: RefSeq, a predicted model, not a curated record
AUGUUCCUCCCCAAGGCUGCUGUGUUGGCCUUCUCAAUGCACGGGCCUUUGUGUUUCCUAUGGACGGUCUGUCUUUCUAUUUCUCUACUGAGUCAGCACGGAGUCCAAGCCUUUCAGUGCAAUAAUGGAGUCUCUUUGCCUUCUGACCAUGUGUGUGACUUUACAGACCAUUGUGGGGACAACAGCGAUGAACAGCAAUGCUGCAGUUAUGGGAGAUGCGACUUUGAGGAUGGGCUCUGUAGCAUGACAGAAGACCAGACCCUGCUACCUGGCUGGACAAGAAGAAGCGGGAUAACUAGCGCUUCACCUCCAUUUUGGGAUCACAAUGGCAACAUAUCAGCCCAUUUUCUCACACUGGUCUACAGAGUGGAUUCCAUCUCCUCAAACUUAAGAAGCAGAAUUUUCCUUCCAACUAAUGAUCAGCAAGUUUGUCAGGUUACCUUUUAUAACUUCUCCAGUCACCAGAAUGUCAAAUUGAUAGCAGGCCUUCAAACCAUGUAUGGAGAUCCUAUUUGGCAUUUACAGCAGAAAGUAGAGGUGUUCCAGAGUCGGUGGGAGAGAAAUGUCAUCACAGUCCAGAGCUCACAGUGGUUUCAGGUUGUUUUUCAAGCUCAAAUGCUUGCAACUCAUGGACAGGAGGAAGUUAUAGCUAUUGAUGACAUAUCUUUCAGUUCAGGUUGCUUGCCCGCAGAUGUGUGUCAGACCUGUGGAUUUGACCUUGACACCUGUGACUUGGCAACCGAGGUAUCCACUGGGAGAACUUCUUGGAUAUGCACAAAAGCAAGAGAGGUCCCUUCACUGGACUCUGUACCUUGGCAGGAUCAAAGCGUCCUUGAUGAAGGUUACUUUGUAUGGAUGAGGGCCAGUCAUGCGUCUACUUCUGGACCCAUAGAGAGCAGUGCAUAUUUAAACAGCUCUGUAUGUCACUGCACGGAGGGGAACUGCCAUCUUCAGUUCUAUUACAGGAUGGAAAACAGUGUCCUGAGAGUAAGACUGUACAAUGAUAAGGAAGAAAAAAGGACUUGGACAUUCAACAUAUCAACUUACAACACAUGGGUGAAAGCAGAUGUGUUAAUACCAGAACAUCUGAAGACAUUUAAGGUUGUGUUUGAAGGCACAGUUUGGGGUCAGAAAAGUUUUAUUGGGAUUGAUCAGCUAUUAGUCUACAACUUUGGACAGACCCACUCUGGGCAGCUUUGUUCUGUAAAUGAAUACACUCGUGCCAGCGGGCAGUGCCUUACCCACUCUUCUGUCUGCGAUGCUGGAACGGACCACUCCAAUGGGACUGAUGAAGACUCAGAGGCUUGGGCAAGUCUCCUUACCUGGGACUUCGAGUCUGGUUUCUGUGGCUGGGAACCAUUUCCCACAGAGGACUUCCACUGGGAGGUUGUAGGAGGACUGAGCAGUGGAGAGCAUCUGUUUCCUGAAGCUGGUCCCACAGUGAGUACAAGCCAAGGAUCAUUCAUUUAUUUUGGACCACAGCAAUCCACCGCAGUAGCCAGGCUUGGCAGUCCUAUCCUUACAAAAUCUCUCACUGCCUCUACUCCUUGCCAGGUGAGGUUUUGGUAUCAUUUAUCAGAGCAUUCCAGUCUCUCUCUUUUCACAAGAACAUCAGUAGAUGGCAGUUUGCUAAAGCAGAGUGAAGUGACCCAAUUCUCUGAAUCUCAGUGGAGCCAAGCAAAAGUGGAUCUCCAUGCAAAAGCUGAAGAGUCUACUCUUCCUUUCCAGCUAAUUUUAGAAGCUACCAUUUUGUCACCAAAUGCUACGGUUGCUGUAGAUGACAUCAGUAUAUCCCACGAAUGUGAAAUUUCCUAUAAGUCACUUCGAAGUAGCAGCAUACUAGAUAAAGUUGCUGAUUGUGACUUUGAGGCAAACAGCUGUGGGUGGUUUGAAGCCAGUGGUGGUGACCAUUUUGACUGGGUGUGGAGCUCACAAAGUGAUCUUUCUCCUGAUUUAGAAGAACAAGCUCCACCUAGAGAUCACACUCAUGGCACAGCUCAAGGACAUUUCAUGUUCAUUUUGAAGAACAGCAACAGCUUGUCUCAAACUGCUAAACUUCAGAGUCCAACUUUCAGCCAGACAGGGCCUGAGUGCACACUGUCAUUCUGGUUUUAUAACUAUGGUCUGUCAGUGGGGGCAGCUGAGUUGCAGCUACAUUUAGAAAAUUCCGAGGAUACCACCGCCCUCUGGAGAGUGCUAUAUAACCAAGGCAACCAGUGGUCAGAGGCAACUGUCCAGCUUGGACGCCUCACUCAACCCUUCUAUCUGUCAUUAGAGAAAAUCAGUCUGGCAAUUUAUAGUGGGGUCUCUGCUGUUGAUGACGUCCGUUUUGAAAACUGUACUCUUCCACCUCCUGUGGAGAGUUGUGAUGAACCAGAUCACUUCUGGUGUAGAGAGACGAAGGCUUGCAUAGGAAGACAUCAGCUCUGCGAUCUGGUCGAUGAUUGUGGAGAUCGCACGGAUGAGAUUGGCUGUGUACCUGAACUACAGUGUGACUUUGAAAAUGGACUUUGUAACUGGGAACAAAGUACCGAGGAUGACUUCAACUGGACCAGACACCAGGGUCCUACUUCAACAAUGAACACAGGCCCAAUGAAGGACCAUACACUGGGCACAGCUAAGGGUCACUACCUUUACAUUGAAACCUCGGGGCCACAGUUUUUUCAAGACAAAGCUAUUUUACUUAGCCCCACCCUGAAUGCUACUGAAGCAAGUGACUGCACCUUCCGCCUGCACUACCACAUGUUUGGAAAGCAUAUUUAUCGAUUGGCUGUCUACCAGAGAAUUUGGAGCAAUUCCAGGGGACAGCUGCUGUGGCAGAUAUUUGGGGAUCAAGGCAACAGAUGGAUAAGAAAACACCUCAGCAUUACCAGCAGGCAGCCCUUUCAGAUCUUAAUAGUGGCCUCAGUGGGAGAUGGAUUCACUGGAGAUAUUGCAAUUGAUGAUCUAUCAUUCCUGGAUUGUACCCUCUACCCAGAUAAUUUGCCAAAGGACAUUCCAAGUCCACCAGAACCUUCAGUUCCAGAGACCUUGCCCCCAAACAACUGCACAGAAGAUCAAUUUGUCUGCAGGUCUAAUGGUCACUGUGUUGGAAAAAUUCAACAAUGUGAUUUCAGAUAUGACUGCCUUGACAAAUCAGAUGAAUCAUCUUGUGUACUGGAGGUUUGUACAUUUGAAGAACGAAACCUAUGUAAAUGGUACCAACCAACCACAGCAAAUUCACUCCAUGAUUCAAAUACAUUCAGGUGGGGACUCGGUAAUGGAAUCAGUAUUCAUCACGGGGAAGAAAAUCACAGACCAUCAGUAGAUCACACAAAAAACACCACAAAAGGUUCAUACCUGUAUGCUGACAGUUCCAAUGGGAAGUUUGGUGACAUCGCUGAUAUUGUCACUCCUGUCAUCUCUCUCAUGGGACCGAAGUGCACAUUGGUGUUCUGGACAUAUAUGAACGGUGCUACAGUGGGCUCUCUUCAGGUACUCAUCAAGACGGACAAUAUGAUUUCCAAAGUGUGGGCUCAGAGUGGACAGCAAGGGCCACAGUGGAAGAAAGCAGAGGUGUUUUUAGGCUUCCAUUCACAUGUGGAGAUUAUCUUUAGGGCAAAACGUGGUAUCAGUUACAUAGGAGAUGUGGCAGUAGAUGAUGUUUCCUUUCAAAAUUGCUCCCCACUACUGAAUACAAACAGAAAGUGCACCACUGAUGAAUUCAUGUGUGCUAACAAGCAUUGCAUUGAAAAGGACAAACUGUGUGACUUUGUGAAUGACUGUGCAGAUAAUUCUGAUGAGACCACGUUCAUCUGUGUCAACUCUAGGGGGCGCUGUGAUUUCGAGUUUGACCUUUGUGCCUGGGAGCAAGAUCUAGAUGAGGACAUUGACUGGAACCUGAGAGCUAGCAACAUCCCAGCUACAAGUACAGAGCCAGCCGUGGACCACACCCUGGGGAAUUCCUCUGGUCAUUACAUCAUUCUCAAAAGCUUUUUCCCACAGCAUCCUGUGAAAACAGGCAGAAUAUCAAGUCCAAUUAUAAGCAAGAGAAGCAAAGACUGCAAGAUCAUUUUUAAUUAUCACAUGUAUGGCAGUGACGUUGGGACCCUCCGCUUGCUCCAAGUGACAGUCACAAACCACACAAAGGUACUCCUGAAUCUCACUGAAGAACAAGGCAAUUUCUGGCAGAGGAAAGAAUUGUCAUUGUCUAGUGAUGAAGACUUUCAACUCAAAUUUGAAGGUACAGUUGGAGAAGGCCUCCGUGGUAACAUUGCACUUGAUGACAUUGUAAUUACAAAGAAUUGUCUGCCAUCUCACUACUCUACAAUGGAAGAAGCAGCCUUUUCCCUUCCAACUGGCUUCUGCCCACAGGGCUUUGAGGAGUGUCAGAAUGGCAGAUGCUACAGUCAAGGACAGAGAUGUAAUUUUGUCGAUGACUGUGGGGAUAACAGUGAUGAAAACGAGUGUGGUGGCUCCUGCACUUUUGAGAAUGGUUGGUGUGGCUGGAAGAACUCGCUAGCUGAAAACUCUGAUUGGCUUUUAGGGAUUGGCUCUCAUCAAAGCCAACGACCUCCCGAAGACCACACACUUGGAAAUGAACAUGGUCACUUCAUGUAUCUGGAGGCGACCCCAGUGGGCCUUCGGGGUGACAAAGCCCAUUUCAAGAGUGCCACGUGGCAAGAAUCCAGUGCUGCCUGCACUAUGAGCUUCUGGUAUUUCAUAUCUGCAAAAGCCACAGGAUCCAUUCAAAUUCUCAUUAAGACAUACAAAGGACUCUCAGAAGUAUGGCAACAAAGCGAGCCAGACCCUGGUAAUCGCUGGCGAAGGGCUACCAUCCUGUUGGGAAAAUUGAGGAAUUUUGAGGUUAUAUUUCAAGGAAUCAGAACAAGGGACCUUGGAGGUGGAGCAGCAAUUGAUGAUAUUGAAUUCAUUAACUGCACAACUGUUGGAGAAACCACUGAUAUUUGUUCAGAAGUCACAGAUUUUUUGUGCCAGGACAAGAAGUGCAUUGCUUCCCACUUUGUUUGUGACUACAAGCCGGACUGCUCCGACAAGUCUGAUGAAACUAAUUGUGGCCAUUACGUAAAAACUGCAGGAAGCUGCAAUUUUGAAACAACAAGAGACUGGAGUGUGGACUGUGGACUCACCCAAGAUCCUGAAGAUGACUUGGACUGGAGCAUUGGCAGCAUAAUUCCUACUGAAGCCUUGAGCCAAGAUUCGGACCACACUCCAGGUAGUGGUCGGCAUUUCUUGUAUGUCAACACUUCUCUCUCCAGAGAAGGAUCUACUGCAAGAAUCAUUACCUCACACUUCUUCCCAGCAAGCCUUGGAAUGUGUACUGUUCGGUUCUGGUUCUACAUGGUGGAUCCUCAGAUUAUGGGGAUAUUAAAGGUGUAUCUCAUCGAGGAAUCAGGGCUAAACAUACUGAUGUGGUCCAGGAUCCAAUACAAAAACACUGGAUGGACCUACGCGUAUGUACCUCUCUCUAGUAACAGUCGCUUCAAGGUGGCAUUCGAGGCUGAUUUGGGUGGAAAGGAGGACAUAUUUAUUGCUCUUGAUGACAUCACUUUCACCCCAGAGUGUGCAUCUGGAGGAUUGGCCUUACCACAGCCAUUUCUUUGUGAAGAAGGCCAGUUUGCUUGUAUCUAUGCACUCCAGUGUAUCCCUACCUCAGAGAAGUGUGAUGGGCAAGAAGAUUGUGUAGAUGGAUCUGAUGAAAUGGAUUGCUCUCUCAGACCUUCUCCUCAACCAUGCAGUGAUACGGAAUUCCAGUGCUUUGAAAGCCAGUGUAUCCCAUCUCUCCUGCUGUGUGAUGGAGUGGCUGACUGCUACCUUAAUGAAGAUGAAUCCAGCUGUGCCAAUCAGACCUGCCCCCGUGGAGCUUUGGUGUGCAACGCAUCCGGCCGCUGUAUCCCAGCCCAGCAGCGCUGUGAUGGUACUGCCCACUGCGAGGACUUUCAAGUGGAUGAAUCCAGCUGCUCAGAGUGUCCAAUACAUUAUUGCAGAAAUGGUGGCACUUGUGUGAUAGAGAAUAUUGGUCCCAUGUGUUGGUGUACACAAGGAUGGACAGGAAAUCGAUGCCACAUCAGGUCUAACCUUUCUACUGAGGGUUUCAUGUAUACUCCAAAUUACAUAUGGACUAUGCUGGGUAUCGGAUUUGGGUUUCUUGUGACUCAUAUUGCAGUGGCCAUCUUGUGUUGCCUUGGCAACCGAAGAAGAUCAAUGAGGAAAUCUGAGGUAGAAGGCAAUCAUGCCUUUAUCAAUCCAGUUUAUGGGAACUGUAUCAACCCAGAGAAAAUUGAGAGUUCCAUCUAUUCUUUCCCAAAUCCAUUUUAUGAUGCACCAUCUGGAAGCCUGGAGACGGUGUCGCGUCAUCUCAAAUCUUAACCUCAAAACUCAGUUUCACGCAAUAUGUGUUAAUAGAAAAUUUCAUUCACUAAACUGACCAUGUGU